GAGAAGCAUAAUGGUAGACCGUGCUGACGCUCUCAAACACACACAUAGAGGGAGAUAUAAUUGGAGGGAGUGAGCGGGGAGAAGAGAACGGAGUGUGUGUGAGGAGUUGAUAUCACGGGUUUAGGGAGGGAUACAGUACUGUACAGUUGUCAGAGGGAGGAUUCGGAUUUCCGGUUAGCGGAGCAGCAUGAUCUUAACCGCGGGUAGUGCCUCUUCAACCGAGGUGAUCUCACCGACGACUGUGGAUUGACAGACAGGCGCACAGAGAAACACACCGAGGACACAUUUACCCCAGGAAGAGUGUGAGGGUUUGUUUGUGUGUUGGUGUAACCACAUGAGCUCAUUGCUUGCCCAUGUGUCCUGACUGGGUUCGACUCCUCUGCCCGUGACAACAUCCAAACGGCUCCUCUCUAUCUCUCCCUCCUCUCUUUCUCCCUGCAGAGGGAUGGGCUGCAGGCUUCCUAAGCUGCGGAGGACUGGGGAGGAGAAGAGUCCCGGGAAGAUCUACUCCACCCUCCGACGACCGCAGGUGGAGACCAAGGUGGGCGUGGCCUACACCUACCACUUUCUGGAUUUCCUGCUGGGGAAGGAAGAGGUGUCUGUGUCCUCAGUACUGUGUCUGUCGUCAGUGAGAGAGUUACCAGUCCAGGUGAGGGAGCUGUAUGGUCAGGGCUUCGUCCUGGUGGCUGUCCAUCCCUUUGUCCACCCUUGUGGCCCCAGGCCUGCACGCAUUCAACGCCAGCUACACAGAGCUGUCCUCAUCAGAGAGACACACAGUUCAGAGAACGAGCUGAAGUGGGCGGGGCUUCGCCUGGAGACAGACGUGUGUGUGGCGGGUCAACAGGCCCCUGACCCAGAAGUCAUCCAGAACUACGUGAAGAAGAUCCAGGACAUGGCGGAGCAGGGUGUGCUGUUUGUGGGCUUCCUGCAGCAGCCUGGCGGGGGACCCUGUUUCCUGGGGCACUUGGACCCUGAGGACCUGUCCUCCCUGCACUCCAGCCCCUCCCCCAUACACAGACACCCCACCAGUCCCUCAGAACCCAUGAUACUGGAUCCCAGCCCUACAGACUCUGCAGAACCCCAGCAGAACCUCCUAGAACCAGAACACAACCGGAACACAGAAGUGAAAACACCAGAACACAAGUCGGUUGAACUCAGAACAAUUGAGCAGAACCCUACAGAUACCAGUCUGGUGGAGCUGGACUUGAGCUCCACAGGACCGCUAGAUCUCACACAGGACUCUACUCCAAUAGAAUCAUCAAACAGAGAACACGACCACAGUCCAGGCAAAAUAGCCUCAAUAGAAGACCAACCAAACCGCUGUCCAGAUGAACCAGCAGACUCACCAGAGAGACCCAGCCAAAGAGAUCCAGCUAAUGACCAACAGAACCACAACCACGCCCCAACAGGACUCCCUGGUGACCAGGAUCAACUACAGUCUGACAACACAAUAGAGACCACAUGUAUAGAGAGACAACAGAAUGAAAGCCAAGCAGACUUCCUCAGGAUUCUACUACCCAACUUCAGCCCAACAGAGUUAACACAUGGACUUGGUGGUCCAGACGCAGACAGACAGUGCCAGGGAGACAAACAGAGUCUAAGCCCUCAGACACAGAACCACAACCAGAGACCGGAAAUAGACCACGGCUCAGACAACCUGGUCCGGUCACCAGAACUAGACAACGGUGACCACGGGUCAGAGUCCGGGGCUGAGAGGGGGUGUAACCGUAGAAACAAGGGCACGGGCGGUGACCAGGGUGAGCAUCUGAGGAGCAGCAGAGUUCCGACCCACAACAACAACAAUCACAUCCGGGUCAAGAGUCCAGACAGAGAAAAGAGGGCUGUAGGGUCUCCACCAGCACAGAGCAGGGUGCAGCUGUUUGCCCUGUACAACCACACGGGGGAGCUGUCCAGCUCUCUGAGGUUCUACUCCCUCAGGGUUCCGCUGCAGCUGCAGAGAGAGGCAGGGCUAGUGACUGAGGUUGACGCCCACUGGCUGGAUCACAUGACCCAGCAUUUCACCAGCGGAGCUCACCUCAUUGACGGCUUCUUUCACCUUGGAGACGACAAUGACAGCGGGGUCUCCUCCGUGGACAGUGUGUUCAUCUUUCAGAGCUCCUCAGAAGAAACCCCACCCACUUCAUACGACGCCAUCGUGGUGGAGCAGUGGACCAUUGUCGAUGGUGUAGUGGUAAGGACAGACUACAUUCCCUUGCUCCAGUCUCUGGCUCCCUAUGGAUGGAGACUGACGUGUGUGCUGCCUACUCCCAUCGUUAAGACCAACAGUGAUGGCAGUUUGUCCACAAAGCAGAUCCUCUUCCUCCAGAGACCUGCCUUGCAACGCAACAGGAAAGACUUCAAGAAGUUGAACCUCAGGGGUCGGAACAAGCCGAAGAAAAACUCUGCUGGAGAAAUGCUAGAGAAGAAAGAGGAGAGAAAGGACACAUCCCCAGUGAUGGAGAGAGGGAUGGAUGGACAGAAGAGGAACACGGAAGAGGAGGAGGAGAGAGAGGUGAGAAGGAAUUGUGAGAACAAAAUAAAUGAGAAAAGAAGAACCGCAGACAGAGAUGGAAUCAAGAGAGAAGAGGAGAGAGAGUGUGAGACAGAAUUUCAAGAAGACUUCACCCAGGGUACAGAGGGCGGGGCCACAGACCUCAACCAGGAAGUAGAGCGGGGGAAUGGCAAAGCCCUAUUGGCCAGACAUGAGAAGGCCGUUAGGUUUGCAGAUCAGUUUGUCAAUCAGAAGAAUGAUGAAGAGAAGUCAGAGGAGAAGAUCACACAGCAGCUGAGUGAGAGAGCGCUGUUUUCUGGAGUAUGUUAAUUAGAUAUAAUUAAAUAUAAAGCACCUGAGUAGGAGUGCUGAUCUAGGAACAGUUUUGCCUUUUAAAUCAUAAUGAAUUAGCGGGGAACUGAUCCUAGAUCAGCACUCCUACUCUGAGAUGUGUUCUGAAUAACGUUACAGGCCCUGACCUGGGUUCAAAUAGUAUUUGUAAGAUUGCUUGAUUGAGCUUUCAUGGUGCCUUGCCUGGAUGGAACCAAUGGAAAAGUACCAAAAGUGCAAACCCAGCCCACCUGACACUCUAGGCACGCUCAGCAAGUUGUAAUAUUUCAAACAGCCUACUAUUUUAACCCUGGAAUGGAAAUAAUAAAUAUACAAAAUGACAGAAUAGGAUGAAGCACUAGUAGCUCAUCGAUGGAAACCAAGUCACUUAACAGAAUGGUGGUUAAGUUAUAUUCCUGGUACUGUAUCAAACCUGGAGUCGUAUACAGUAUAUACUCUGUGUGUGUGUAUAUAUAUAUAUAUACAGUGCAUAUAUACAGUGCCUUGCGAAAGUAUUCGGCCCCCUUGAACUUUGCGACCUUUUGCCACAU
Oncorhynchus mykiss (rainbow trout) is the source of this 3372-nucleotide messenger RNA. It is a transcript of the gene rftn1a, whose product is annotated as raftlin, lipid raft linker 1a. The record is from RefSeq and is a predicted model, not a curated record. NCBI's taxonomy places the organism in Eukaryota, Metazoa, Chordata, Actinopteri, Salmoniformes, Salmonidae.